Aureobasidium subglaciale EXF-2481 is the source of this 2807-nucleotide messenger RNA. RefSeq lists its product as uncharacterized. Lineage: Eukaryota; Fungi; Ascomycota; Dothideomycetes; Dothideales; Saccotheciaceae. Gene Ontology annotation, biological process: regulation of DNA-templated transcription; DNA-templated transcription. The record is from RefSeq and is a predicted model, not a curated record. The coding region runs from base 333 to 2501 and encodes 722 amino acids. The transcript has 5 exons. Gene Ontology annotation, molecular function: zinc ion binding; DNA binding; DNA-binding transcription factor activity, RNA polymerase II-specific.
UGCACUUUUGGCUCGUUCGGAGCUAACCACCCUGUUCAUCCGAAUGUCAUUGACUAAACUGUGGCCAAGCCUUGAAACUCACCUUCCCUUAUUUCCAUGGUCUUAGCAUUCGUCUCCUCUUAUUCAGCGUCGUGGUUCGGAGUCAGUUGUCUCCAUAAACUCACCGUCGCGCCUUCCUUCGUGAGAUCAACCUUCCUGCCUCUGUCGUCUUAAACUUUUUCCUUUCAAGCUUACUCCUGCUUCUCUCUUACAAGUCAAGUGCUCCUUCCUUCUUGUAGUCCAACUCCUGCAAUUGUUCCGCUUUAUCUUUCAAUUAUCAUUCUUGCCUUGUUAUGCCCCCAAGAACGAUCCUCCCCAAAGAUGAACAAGGUUCAAGAGAUGAUUCCGCGAGCAUGGCACCCCCGAAGUCGGCAAAGCGGAAAGCCGUUUCUUCUGCUUGCAUACCCUGUCGCAAGCGCAAGAGCAAGUGUGAUGGAGGACUUCCAUCCUGCUCGACUUGUUUAGCGGUCUACCGCACGGACUGCAGCUACGAUCAAGACACAGACCAUCGCCGCAAAGGAGCCCUUCGAAAAGAUAUAGCGUCACUACAAAACAAAAAUACUGCCCUCGAUGUGGUCAUCAACUCAUUGUGUGCACUUCCCGAGCACGAAGCAAUUGCCUUGUUCCACAGCCUUCGCCGAGGAGAACGACUUGAUAAUUUGGCCGAAGCCAUCAAUGCUGGAGAUACCGAGAAGCUACGAACACUGGACACCGAUCUUUCUGGACCUACUCCUGGAGCGACAUUCCAUACGCAAGUACCUUCUACGCGAAAUGAAUCUUCUCGAAGCCCUGUCGACGGGAAGUGGAACGACGCAGGAAGCCAGAGUGCAGCGGCAGAAGGGUCUUCGUCUUGGUUUCGUAUACCGCAAGACGCUGAAUUUGUGGAUCACUUGCUCAACCUCUAUUUCUGCUGGAGUCAUCCCUUCUUUUGCUUCUUCUCCAAGGACCAUUUUUUGAGAGACAUGUCUCGAGGUUCGACUAAAUACUGCAGUGCCAUGCUGGUCAAUGCAGUGCUUUCGGUCGCCUGUCAGUACUCCGACCGGCCAGCAGCACGCGAAAGAGCAGGAGACUACUUCUUCAGCGAGGCACAAAGACUGUCUGAAUGCAUUGGUGCUUCAGAGUUGACUGCCGUGCAAGCCAUGGCUGUAAUGGCUGUAAGAGAGGGUUCUGCAGGACGCGACCACAUCAGUUUUCGUCUGAUAGGAAGAGCUGUGCGCCUUGCCAUGGAAAUGGGCCUCCAUCUUGCAGACACCACAGCUGGGGAGCCCAACUUCCGAUCCAGCGAACUGGACAUACGAAAGUUGACAUUCUGGGGUGUCUUCAACUGCGAAAUGAUAUGCUGUCUCGCGCUGGGCAGAGUGUCUUCAAUUCCAAAGAAUGCGAUUGAGAUUGACAAACCUAUGAACUCUGAGAAAUUGGAUGCACUGUUCUGGCAACCAUAUGAAGACGCAAAUUUGCCGGUCAGCCCCAGCGCUGUGCAGCCUAUGAAGUGUCUACUCUUUCACAGCGUUCAAAGCAAGCUCUCGGAGCUGAUCAACGACAUCAACCUCAAUCUUUAUGCGCCCAGAGAAAGAUUCACACCGCGACGACUGGCAUCAGCGUACAACCAAUAUCAGAAUUGGUAUGCUGAACUGCCAGAAAUGUUCCAGCUUCAAAACACAGCAAUGCCUCAUGUCAUUGUGCUACAUAUGUACUACCACCAGAGUGUGCUACAUCUCUUCCGCCCAUUUAUGAAGUUGGACCUCUCAGACAUUGGCCUUUAUCCCCGGGAGCUAGCGACCUACUGUGCCACAGAAAUCUCAAAACUCAUGAAUGCGCUCCGCGGAAUGUAUGGACUAAGGCGAACGUCUUUGGUCGUUAGCACGAUCCUUCUCUCGGCCAGCACAGUCCAUCUCAUGAACCUUCCCUCCCAAGGCGCGGCAGUUCAGCUCACGCAGGCAAUGCAGGACUUGAACACGAUGUCCGUGAACCACCGUUAUGCCUCGUGCUGCCUCGAGGUGAUCAACAGACUCGCGAACCAGUGGGGUGUUCGACUGCCCGAGGGGGCUACCAACUUGGCGCCUUUCCGAUCACCGGAUCUCGACCAAGCCAUGCCAAACAUGUCGCUCUUCUUCACUCAAGCAACAUUAAGCAACGAAUCCAUGGAGUCGUUAGUCGCCCCACCCACUCACAACCUCAGGCAUGACUCUGGUAGCAUGUUCGAACCUUCCUUCGCUCCACACAACAUGCCAAUCCUGCCGACACCCAGCCAAUCUUCUUUGAGUGCAAAUUCACAACACAGCAUGCACUCUACGCCCAUGAAUACAACACCAGUACAAACACAGUCCAACAUGUGGUCGACGUUCUCUUCUCAACAAAUGUCUGCACCAAUGCAACUACAACUCCCAACAGCAGACUUCCAGAUGAUGAAUGUCGACCCUUCAGGCUCUUAUGGAUACCAGAACUUUCAACAAUCUCAAUGACUAUCCGGAGUGUUUGCCACUUGACACAAAAUCAACCCAAACAUCACCAGUGAUUAUCACGGACAACAGAACGAGGAAGGUGGAUCUCAGUAGAUCAAAGGUGUAGCUCAUCUUUUAGGAUGGCUAAUAAUGCGGACGAAGCUUGUUGCAUCACAGGUGCAGAUGACAUGUCUGUCAAAUUUUGCAAUGGCUAAGGAAACGAAUAUACGUGAUCCACGCCAGUCUUAUUCUUGUACAUAAACCACUACUUAAUAUCAUCAUACAGACGACUAUUCGUCGUGAAAUUUAAAAGGCGAUCAACUAUCU